Molecule: messenger RNA, 5513 nt
Organism: Drosophila willistoni
Lineage: Eukaryota; Metazoa; Arthropoda; Insecta; Diptera; Drosophilidae
Gene: fra
Product: neogenin
Exons: 11
Coding region: 568-4902 (1444 amino acids)
Biological process (GO): cell-cell adhesion
Cellular component (GO): membrane
Molecular function (GO): protein binding
Source: RefSeq, a predicted model, not a curated record
AUUUAUGUGGUCACAUUAUAGCCUGCUACUUUGUUUUGUAGAAAAUUGUGUGAAAUAGGUUUUUAUUCAAUAAAAGGGCUUGCAGAAAUUUGCUUAUUAAUAAGUUAUUUAAAAGUUUAAAAUGAGUGGUCUCAAUCUUAUUUCAAUUAAACGAAGAACGUAUGUUGGGUAAAGUUGUUAUCACACCCAAGAAGAUAGUUAGCUCUGCGCGCGUAUGUUAGAAUGGGACAACGAUAUUUUUUCAUGUACAUACAUAUGUGUUGAUUGAUUUGUUGAUAUAGUUUUUUGUCAUACAAAAAAUUAAGAACUUUGAUUAGGGAAAGCUGAAAUGUGCGGCUACUACAAAGUAACACAACGAAUAUAUGCCUUAUACAAUCAAAUAUUUGCUUGUUUAAUUGUUAACAUAGCAAACUCGCGAGUGAAAAACAUUCUCUAAAAAUUUGUUUUAUUAAAAUGAAAAGAAAUUUGAACAAGUUUUAUAGUGCAGUUUAAAUUUAACGAUUUAAUUUAUUGUUAAUAUUGUGCACUUCGAUUUAAUAGAAUAGCAGUUCAACUAGAGAUAUAUCAAUGUGCAUUUUUGAAAUUUGUUUGUUGCUUUUGCAACUAACGCCAAUUGCAUGGAGCAGUCAAGCUCUUGAAUUUACAUUGGAGCCGAACGACGUUGUUGUGGCCGAGGGAAGUUCUGUGUUGCUUCAAUGCGCUGGCCAUGCUCAGCAACCUGUACUUCGUGGCAGCAAAGGAAAAGUUUCCACGACUUCGCUUAUCACCAAUAUACGCUGGCGUGGACCUGAUGGUCAAGAUCUGGGGAUUGUAGGUGACACGUUUCGCAGUCAGCUAAAGAAUGGUUCAUUGUAUAUCAGUUCGGUAGAAGAAAAUCGAGGCUUAACUGGAGACUAUCAGUGUCUGCUUAGUAGCGAAGGAGUCGGCAGUAUUCUCAGUCGCCCAGCACUGGUUACAAUUGCCGGUCAUCCGAAUCUUAAUCAGGACUAUAAUGAAAUAUAUUUAUAUCCUGGUCAAACUGCAUUCAUUCGUUGCAUGCUGGAAAAUGAUGCCAGUUGGCAAGUGGGAUUGAAGCAUUCAGUCCAAUGGUUUAAGGAUGAUACGGCAUUACUCUUGGAUAAGCUACGUAUGCUUGUGCUGCCCAAUGGGGCUCUAGAAAUUGAUGAAAUCGAACCCACGGAUAGUGGUUCAUAUCAUUGUAAUGUGACCACCUCGGCAAGUGCUUGGCGGUUAAGUAGCAAAACCAAUUUAAGCCUUAAACCUGGAGUUAGUAUUGAAAAUGCUUUAUCCCUGUCUGCUCCCUCAUUUUUGGUGGGACCCUCACCGAAAACUGUAAAAGAAGGAGAUACUGUCACAUUAGAUUGUGUGGCGAAUGGUAUUCCGAAACCCCAGAUAAAAUGGUUAAGAAAUGGAGAGGAAUUGGAUUUAAAUGAUUUGGACUCACGUUUUUCAAUCAUUGGCUCUGGUUCGUUGCAAAUUUCCAGUGCUGAAGACGUUGAUUCGGGGAACUAUCAAUGCCGUGCCAGCAAUAAAGUUGACUCGCUCGAUGCUCAGGCCACACUUCAGGUCCAAGUGCCCCCAAAAUUUAUACAGGCUCCUAGAGACAAAGUAGCUUAUGAAAAAGAAGAGCUUGAACUAGAAUGUGCCAUACGGGGAAAGCCAAAACCAACAAUUAGAUGGUUUAAGAAUGGAGACGUCAUCACUGCUAAUGACUAUAUGAAACUAGUGGGUGGUCAUAAUUUACGAAUUUUAGGCCUGCUGCAAUCUGAUGCGGGCAUGUUUCAAUGCGUGGGUAUAAAUGCCGCAGGCACUGUCCAAGCAGUGGCUCGAUUGCGUGUUGUUAAACCGGGAGUGCAAAUCAGACAACGAAAACAAAACCAAGGCCAAUCCACAAAAUCACUAGAGACGCAAAACUUCCCUAACAAACGUCGUUACACAAAUAGUUACGGUGAAUUGCGCACCAAAUCAGGUGAUGACGCGGCAUACGAUAACGACAAUUUGCCCUCACAGACAGCUCGUUUUCUUUCCAAGACUCUAUUGGAUAGUCUCCAAUCACAUUCUGACGAAGCUGAUUCUGCGAGUGAGGAAGGUUCAAGGUCUAAUCCUGUGGAAAACACAAAGCAAUUAAAAAACGGUCUUUUGGCGAGGCUACCCAGUUCGCCGCGUAACUUGGUAGCCCAAAUAAUAAAACCACGUUUUGUUGCACUUAGUUGGAUUGAACCAAUCCAAAAUGCCGUCGAGGUGGUUCACUACACAGUGUAUUUCAAAAUGAACAACAGCGAACGUGAACAGAAGAUAAUGACCACGUCCCAUGAAGAUAAUCAGGUUAACAUUCAAUCUCUGUUACCUGGGCGAACUUAUCAAUUUCGUGUGGUAGCCAAUACGAAUUUCGGUAAUGGUGAAUCAUCUUUACCAUUAGAGGUCAGCACACAGCCAGAAGUUAAUAUUGCUGGACCCCCUCGAAACUUCAAUGCGCAUGCACGUAGUCACAAAGAGAUUUAUGUGCGUUGGGAUCAACCUGUUAUCACCAAUGGUGAGAUAUUGAAGUAUCGAGUAUACUAUUCAGAGAACGAAAGCGGGGCGGAUUUGUAUCACGAUAGCGUUUCAUUGGAUGCACUUCUCACCAACCUGCGCCCUUACAUGGACUACGUCAUCAGUGUGGUGCCCUUCAAUAGCAAUGGCAUGGGUGAUCCCUCACCGGAAAUAAAAGUGAAAACCUAUUCCUCAACGCCAUCAGAGCCGCCAAAUAAUGUAACCCUCGAAGUAACAAGUUCAAGCUCUAUUACGGUACACUGGGAACCUCCUCCAGAGGAAGAUCGUAAUGGUCAGAUUACCGGGUAUAAGAUACGCUAUCGAAAAUUUAAAGAUGCACCGCAAGUAAAGAGCACUCCAGCUAAUAUACGUUACUUCGAGCUAAGUGGUUUGGAUCGCAAUGUCGAAUAUCAGGUUAAAAUUGCAGCUAUGACGGUAAAUGGUUCAGGACCAUUUACUGAAUGGUAUCGCAUCAAUACAUUAGAGAAUGAUCUUGAUGAGACUCAAGUACCAGGGAAGCCAAUAUGGAUCAAUAUACACCCCGGUGCCGACAACAUUGGGUUACAUUGGGGUCCACCACAGCAACCAGAAAUAAAGAUACGAAAUUACGUUUUAGGAUGGGGUCGCGGCAUACCUGACGAAAAUACCAUUGAGUUAAAAGAAAGUGAACGUUAUUAUGUUUUAAAAAGUCUUGAACCAAAUACGGAGUAUGUCGUGUCCUUAAGAGCGCGCAACAUCAACGGGGAUGGUCCACCAGUUUAUGAUAAUAUUAAGACACGCGAUCAGGAACCAAUAGAUGUGCCAGUACCGUUAGAAGUUCCGGUAGGGUUAAGGGCCAUUACUAUGUCUAGUUCAUCAAUUGUAGUCCUUUGGAUAGAUACAAUGCUCAAUAAGAAUCAGCACGUUACAGAUAAUCGGCAUUAUACCAUUAGUUAUGGCAUAACUGGCUCUAAUCGAUAUAGAUAUCACAACACUACCAAUCUCAAUUGUAUGAUAAAUGAUCUCCGGCCAAAUACGCAAUAUGAAUUCGCUGUUAAAGUGGUUAAACGUCGCAGAGAAUCGGCUUGGUCUAUGUCUGUUCGAAAUAGUACAUAUCAAAAUGUCCCUGUCACUCCGCCCCGUGAGUUAACCGUCCGACCCGAUGAACAAAAUCCCGCUGCUAUUAUAAUCCAGUGGUUACCUCCCAAACAUACGGUGGGUCAAAUCACUGGUUACAACAUUUACUACACUACCGAUACGACAAAGCGAGACAGAGACUGGAACAUAGAGGCUUUUGCAGGAGAGGAGACAAUGCUGAUGCUACCCAAUCUCAAACCCUACACCACUUAUUAUUUUAAAGUUCAGGCACGCACAACGAAAGGCACAAAUGCACCUUUUUCAGCCCUUGUUUCAUUUACGACAGCAGCUGCCGUUAUUGUCCAGGAGACUGAUACUAUAUCCAAUAGUAUUAAAAAUGAAAAUUUGUUAUAUAUUGUCAUUGGAUCAACUGUAGCUGUUAUGUUGCUUGUAUUAAUACUCAUACUUUUGCUAUGUCGACGUAAGCCUCAAACGAUACCAGAGCACACAAAAAAGAGCUAUCAAAAAAACAAUGUGGGCAUACCAAAACCGCCCGAUCUUUGGAUACAUCAUGACCAAAUGGAACUUAAAAAUAUAGACAAGAACUUGCAUUCCGUCACACCCGUUUGCAGUGAUGGUGCCCCAAGCAGCGGAGCCCUUACAUUACCACGGUCAGUCGUUCAUAGUGAAUAUGAGGCGGACUCUACCAUGCCGGGCCAUUUAACAAAUUCACUUGACAAACGGUCUUAUGCCCCCGGCUAUAUGACAACCUCAAUGAACUCUACCAUGGAACGGGUGCAAUAUCCACGGACUCAGUACCAAAAUCGUUCUCACAUGACUAUGGAAACGGGUCUUUCGCAACAAAGUCUGAUCCAGCCAAUGCAGAAUAAUUCUAUCGUCCAAACACCAGAUCAUCCGUAUUCAGGAGGCUACGAAGGAAAUUUCUGCAAUGCAGGAAGUGGAGCUACAGGCAAUGGCGGAGUUUCGACAAUAGAGAACUCUAAGAGAGGACAUCCGCUUAAAAGUUUCAGCGUACCUGGACCGCCCCCAACAGGAGCAGCCAGUACGACUGUGAAUAAGCACACUCCUGCAGUAACAAUUCGUCCACAAAACCAAUCACCAUAUAAAAAGCCUUCAUUCUCUGCCGCCACCCCAAAUCGUUUGCAAAGUGGCGGCUCCGUGGUACAUUCAACGGAUGAGAUUCAAAGACUGGCCCCAAGCACAUCUACCGAAGAGUUGAACCAAGAAAUGGCAAAUCUUGAAGGCUUGAUGAAAGAUCUUAGCGCCAUUACUGCCAAUGAGUUUGAGUGUUGAUUGAGAGCGUUCUGUAGCUGCCUCUAAACAAAUGAUUUAUGUAUUUCUCCAUUUGUCUGAAUCAUUUUGUUUCAAAUCGAUAUAAGCACUUUAUGCAAGGUCUAUCGUAAGUUGUACCCUGCACAGAAAAUUAGAACGAAAUACGAAAGAUGACUGAAUGUGACAUAUAAAAUAACAUUUCCGAUCCCGACUAUCCGAUUGUCUGUGUAAGCACCUAGAUAAUGCAGUUUAUUAGGUCUGCUUUAAAAUUUGCUUUUUUAAAUUUGCUCUAAGAUUUAUCAGAAUUUGCAUUAAUUCAUACACGAAAGAUAUAAACUAAGUCGUGUACAUCGCAAGUUUCACUUGAUGCUUGGCUUAGCAUUUUUGAGCAUUAAACUUAUAUCGAAUUUAAUAAUUCAACCAGAAGUUAUUCAAAUAAUUCAGAGACUUGAAAAAUAUUAGUAACUAUUAAUACGAUUAAACAAUCAGCAACGUUUCUUUCGUUUUAGAGAAAAUUUGUUUGAAUUGCUGUAAUCUAUUUAUUGCAGGGUGCAUUACAGUCGGCAACCCGACUUACACCAUUAGAUUUAAGUUGAAACAGAUAAUAUAAACUGUAAAUAUAAACCACGCCA